Rubroshorea leprosula is the source of this 2435-nucleotide messenger RNA. The record is from the annotation of a GenBank genome assembly. Lineage: Eukaryota; Viridiplantae; Streptophyta; Magnoliopsida; Malvales; Dipterocarpaceae.
AAAAUCUUCCGUGCCCGAAUACUGAUUCUCUCUCUGUCUCCCCGAAAUAAACACUUUCGGAUUCAUUAAUUCACGCUUUAAACAAAAAAACUGAAGCGAAACGCCGCACUCUUUCCUCCCCCAAAACAGAAACUCCUCUGCCGUUGUUUCUGCUGCAGUGAUAUUGAUUGCUGGCGGUAACAGAAGAAGAAGGAAAGCAUUAGUACUUAAUUGAUUUCGAUCUCGGAGGAGAGUCUUGCGCGUAGUACGUACGGAAUGGCGGUUCCAUCUGCGGUAUUGGCUUCCGCUCCGGCGUCGCUUUACGUUGGGGACCUUCACCCUGACGUCACCGAUGGCCAACUAGUCGACGCCUUCUCUGAAUUCCAGACUCUCGCCUCUGUUCGUGUUUGCCGCGACUCCAAUACCGGGAGGUCCCUAUGUUAUGGCUAUGUUAACUUCAUCUCUACUCAAGACGCACAGAGAGCUAUUGAGGUCAAGAAUCAUUUGUUGCUGAAUGGAAAAAUGAUAAGAGUCAUGUGGUCACUUAGAGAUCCUGAUGCAAGAAAAAGUGGAGUAGGGAAUGUCUUUAUUAAGAACUUGAAUGAUUCAAUUGAUAGUGCAAGAUUGCAAGAGUUGUUCCAGAAAUUUGGGAAUGUUGUGUCCUGUAAAGUUGCCACAUCCGAGGAUGGAAAGAGCAAGGGGCAUGGCUUUGUCCAAUUUGAGACUGAAGAAUCUGCAAAUGCUGCCAUUCAGGAGCUUAAUGGUUCCACUGUUGUUGACAAACAGAUAUAUGUUGGCAAGUUUGUUAAAAAGAGUGAUAGGAUGUUGCCAAGCCCUGAUGCCAAAUAUACAAAUCUGUACGUGAAGAAUUUGGAUCCUGAUAUCACAGAAGAGAACCUGCGUGAGAGGGUUUCUGAGUUUGGGAAAAUUGCUAGCCUGGUUAUAGCAAAGGAUGAUAAUGGGGCCUCUAGAGGUUAUGGCUUUAUUAACUUUGAUAGUCCAGAUGAUGCUAGACGUGCAAUGGAAGCAAUGAAUGGAUUGCAGCUUGGCUCCAAGAUUCUGUAUGUAGCAAGGGCACAAAAAAAGGCAGAGCGUGAGCAGAUUCUGCGUCAUCAAUUUGAAGAGAAGCAGAAGGAGCAAAUUUUGAAAUACAAGGGCUCAAAUGUUUAUGUGAAGAACAUUGAUGAUGAUGUCACUGAUGAAGAGCUUAGAGAACACUUCAGUCAGUGUGGUACAAUUACUUCUGCAAAACUUAUGCGGGAUGACAAAGGAAUAAGUAAAGGGUUUGGAUUUGUUUGUUUCUCCAGCCCAGAGGAGGCCACCAAAGCUGUGCACAUGUUUCAUGGAUACAUGUUCCAUCGCAAGCCACUAUAUGUAGCCAUUGCUCAGAGGAAGGAGGAUAGGCAAGCACAAUUGCAACUUCAGUAUGCACAGCAAAUGGGAGGUUCUACUACAGUUAUCCCUAGUGGAUAUCCUCCUUUUUACUACACAGCUCCUACUGGUGUUGUUUCACAAGUACCUGCACGACCAGGUCUUACGUAUCAACCUUUAGCAUUGAGGCCAGGAUGGAGGGCUAGUGGUUUUGCACCUCCAACUGCAUCAACCUUUCAACCAUCAUCACUUUCUGCAGUCCCUAAUGCUCCAAGGCAACAUAGGCAGAACCGAAGUAGGAUGAAUGGGCACAUGCUUCUACAAGGUGGACCUCACCUUGUCUCAUAUGCACCACAUUUGCGGCCAGCUCAAUUGAUGACUUCUUCAAAAGAGUUGAGCAAUCGACAGCGUGCUGUGCAGGCCAAAUAUGUGUCAAAUGGUCGUGCACGUGAGAUGAACAAGAGCUCUGGAGUCUUACCAGCUACUUCCAACUCUGUUGGAAGUGUGUCACAAGAAUCAGAUAUGCUUAGUAGCACGCUUGCUGCUGCUUCCCCUGAGCAGCAAAAGCAGAUACUUGGAGAGCGUCUCUAUCCCCUUGUUGAGAAACACCAGCCUGAUCUUGUCGCAAAGAUCACGGGAAUGCUUUUAGAGAUGGACAACUCAGAACUACUUCUUUUAAUAGAGUCACCCGAAGCUUUGGCAGCCAAAGUGGAAGAAGCUAUGGAUGUGCUCAAGCUAUCAAAGACUAAGGUAUCAGCCCAGGAUACUCUUCAUUCUAGUUACCUCUGUACUGAGGUUGCAGUUAACUGAAGAUGGGCAAUUCAGUAUAAUAGAGGUUAUAAAGCUCUACAGGAGCAACAUUUUUUGAUAUUGAACUUCUUUUUCUGUUUGGUCCGGUAGUACUCUUUAAUUAGUUUUCUUUGGAUUCUUAUUUGGUAUUUUGGUUUUAUAGACAUCUGACUGUCCUGAGAGAAUUUAAGAACCAUCUUCUGUAGAAGUUAUUGGUAGUUGACUUUGAACCAAAACGCCUAUAUGCAUAUGCUGAAUUUUUGCUGCAUUACUAUCAAUCAAUUUUGCUCUUGCUU